ACGUGAGGUUGCUCCUAAACAUGGCGGCGGACUGCGGGUUUCACUGGAGUGACGUGUAGCCGCUGUCGAGGGCAGUUGAGAGCGAAACGUACAGGUUAGACGUUGGAUAUUGAUGGAUGAUGCUUGUAACAGGGCAGUUGUUUGAGAACAACUGGUGAGGAAUCGACUUAAUCGACGUCUUUUUCUGGAAUGGAUAAUGGCAGUGGCUCAGUGACCGAUGAGACCAGAACACACAUAUCUGCAUCUGACAAGUGUAAGGAUGGUGGCAGGACAAGUUUAGGUGAUUAUGCCCAAGCAUCAGACAAGAUCGUUGCUCCUCGUUUUCAUUUGUUGACCAGACCACCACAGACUGAACCAUUUUGGGUACCUCCUUCUCAUUCUGCAGAUCAAACUGUGGGUCUACUGGAGGCUACUCCACUUGUCAGUGAGGAUCUUGUUGUUCAGGAGUUUCCCUAUGAAGGGAUGCAAGAGGGUUUGUAUGACUUGGCUGAUCCAACUGUUAAUUUACAUGAAUUUAUUGUCAGCUGUUUGGCAAGUCCAAAGGAUCGUUUGUUCUUGUUUCGUGUCGAGAAGGUACUAGUAGAAUUUAUUGAAGACACUAGUCAAGAUCUGAUGGAGUUUCCAGCAAUGACGUCUUAUCAUCGAAUGUUACUACAUCGUGUUGCCGCAUACUUUGGAUUGGACCACAACGUUGGUCCGUCUGGCCUAUCUGUUAUUGUCAGUAAAUCUGUUGCGACUCGGAUACCUAAAGCGAGGUUUCCUGAUCUGUUGCCUUCCGGGGUUAUUCGUGAAGAGAGUGCUUCACCUAAAUUGAUUCUGAAACGGAACAAAGCGAGUGAAACACGAGAGAAGGUGAAGGUUGCACUGGCCAAUGAACACAUCGCCAUCUCUGCGAAUGUGAAAAAAUCGAAGACGAUGGCCGAGAGAGAAGCCGACUACGAGAAAGCAAGAGCUCGGAUAUUUAGCCAGCCUGUACUUCCUGGCGAGCAGAGCCAUCAGCCACUCGACAAAGAAACUCAACAACAAGUCAUCGCAUCGAAUGUGGCUGUCUCUGAUGAUGUUCAGUCACAUCAAUCCCGCCAUUCACCCAUACCUGUCACCGACAGUGACACUAUGUAUCACAUGACCCGACACGAUCCCAACUCUCAUAUCCCCACUAACAAACCACCUCAGUUCUACAAGCCAACGAUCCCCGACGCUCCCAAGAUGCGUCAUCCAUUAUCCCCCCAGACAUCCACCCUUCAGGGCGUCGGUCUAACCCGGACACCGACCGUAGACUUCAACCCUCGUUCUAGUUACACUCCAGCUGCGAAGAUGCAGUAUCCGCAGCACAUGGUUACACUAGGCAACGAGUCUUUCACUCCAAACGUCCAUCCCAUGUUUGUCAAUCAAGCGGCCGCCAUGCAGCAAGCACAGAUGAUGGCGUUACUCCAGGCUCAGCAGCAAGUCGGAUUUCCAAGACCAAACGUGUUGUAUCCAUGCCACGACGUCGUCGAUCUGGAAUCAGGAGAAAGAGGGAUGUCAAGGCAACAACAACCGAGCACCCAGCCGAGACAAACUCUCGGAGAUCCUCAUCAGCAGCAGAUGACGUCCCAUCUGAACCACAUCCCGGUUCACACCCCGCGUGCAAGCGAACGUCCUCUGUAUAACCUGCAGCAGCAGCAGCAGCAGUUUCUCUUACAGCAUCAGCACGCGCUCGAACAAUUCCAUCGUUUCCAGCUUCAGCAGUACCAGCUGCAGCAGUUGCCCUACCGGUCAUCACCCCACGGGGGCCACCACCUGUCUGGCAUCAAUCAAACUCACUCACCGAGCCCACUAGACGCAUCGUGUACAGACAACGACACUGGGCACUCGGUGUUAUCCCCCCAGCAGAUGUCAAGACCCGAUUCAAGUACUACACACACGCAAGGCAUUCAACAGCAAGAGAGACGAGAUCCUCCAGUGAAAGCGUAUUCCGCUCAGCGACCGUCUGCGGCUAAAACGAGCGGCCAGCCGCCGACAUUUGCGCUCGAGGUGUAUGAGAUACAGACGAGCAUUUCCGAUGUUGUGAACGAAUUGAGAGGCGAUGGAGCCAACGUGCACUGGCGGAAUGUGCAGUCGCCAGCGAGCGGUUGCUUGGCGUUCUUCAAGUCGCAUGGUGACAUGCAAGCGGCGCUCAAUCGGGCGCAACGUCAGCCGAGCUUCAAGUACAAGCUGAGACUUCCGGGUCGGCAUUUGCUGCAGUCGUUCUCCCACUUGAGUAUAACAUAAUUGUGUGGACGGAUUGUAUAGAGUGAUUUGCUCGUGUAGAAAGUUUGGAUGGAUGGAUGGAUGGCAUUCUGUGUGCUAAUCGUUCUGUCAGAUGUCGAGUACAAUAAAUACAGUUAGAUUGGUAUAUAUGUCUGUAUCAUGAGAGCUACCUGUCGAACUUGUUUCUCGCAUAGAAAUGUGGGUAAUCAGAUUGGUCAACUAGUAGAAACAGAUAAAGUAGAAACAGACAGACAGAGUGUUAGACAGACAGACAGAGACCCUAUUGGGCUCGGGAAAUAGUUUGGUUGUAAUAGCAUUCAUUUAUGAAAAUAUAUGAGAAAGACAGACAGACAGAUAGACAGAGAUUUGCAGUUGAUGUAUAAUAAUCAAUGUGUGAAAAUAUAUGUAUUAACAGACAGACAGAGAGAGUGGCAGACAUACAUACAUACAGACAGACAGACAGACAGAUUAUUAUAUUUGAACUCUUACUCUACUAAUAACAAUCAGACAGACAGACAGACAUAC
Corticium candelabrum is the source of this 2754-nucleotide messenger RNA. Its product is annotated as R3H domain-containing protein 2-like. The record is from RefSeq and is a predicted model, not a curated record. Lineage: Eukaryota; Metazoa; Porifera; Homoscleromorpha; Homosclerophorida; Plakinidae. The transcript has 11 exons. Gene Ontology annotation, molecular function: nucleic acid binding. Bases 190 to 2250 code for a protein of 686 amino acids.